UUGAAUGGUUUGAACUUUGCAAUAAGAUACAAAUAGUUCCAUUCCAUCGGUUUGUUAUCCAUCCAUUCCGGCCACGGUUUACGAUAAACUUUGGCGUUGCUUACCGGCUCGCCUUCCCCAUUUGUGGGAAGGGCGGGCCUUGUAUACACUGCAGCCUGCUACAGGGAUACCAAGAUGGAAAUCCAGGGGCUUUCUGAUGCCCAAAACAUUUACUAUCAACAUGGCGCCCCACGUAGAACAGGCUCGUCUCAGUUUAGGACAACGACACUUUCUCGUUCCAUUUCGAACGAGAACGAAGCAGAGGAGAAUUUGGAAUCGCACGAACUGCAAAGCAACAACAACAAUAGGCAGAGGACAUCUCCAUUUCGCCUGCUGGUAGAAAAUGGCAGCGGUGUUUGCCUGCCCGUCUGCAAGCAGAACGGUAAAAAUAAUAGCCCUCUUCAAGCCCAAACAGCGAGUGUGGGACUCCGUAACGUGAAUACUUUGAAAGAAAGGGAGCUAAACACACAACUGCCUCCACAAGAUUUGAGGACGGGUUACAAAUAUGAUGUUGAAAGUGGGGAUAGCAUAUUGCAAAUGGCGUUGCCUUUCUUUGAGGGGGAAGAGGAACAUUCGCAGCAACUGCAAACUGCGGUUUUACGGCAGCAACAUGAAGACGGCGCCUCCCUGUUGCAGUCAUUGGCGAGCGAGAGCACGGCGGCCUACAGGAGCAACACCACGGUUAGCGGGAAUAAAAACACCGAGGGAUUGUAUGUGGUUUUCAACAUUGUCCAAGAGGAUGGAAAUGACACAAAUAAAGACAGACUGGGGAAUCCAUCCAAAGAUGGAGAUACAAUAAUCGGUAAGAAGCCUGAAGAUUCCAAAAUCAUUCCAUGUAAUUCGAUGGAGGUUCAAAACACCAAUGCCCUUAUUGAAUCAGACGAGAAUUAUAACAAUUUAGCAGGCAGGGCCUUGAAAAUAACUGCUCCUCGGUGUAGUGCAUUAAUUUCAAGUUCAAAUAGUGAGGGUGAGGCAACUGUACGGAAUGAAAAACAGUCUAUGUGUUAUGAAACGGAGAAUGAAAACGCUGUUUUGACAAACGAAUAUGGCGAUAACAUAUGCGGCCACAUUGACAACAUUGACAGUGGCGCGGCAGACGAAUUACUUUCUCAGCCCGAAGCUAAAGAACGCAGUGCCUUGAUUUCAGAAAACACCUAUAUCGUGGAAAUGAGCGACACGAUGGACACUUCCGACUUCAUUUCCGACCCUGGAACGAGCCUCUCUGCUACCGCCAAUGCAGAUGGGGCCUCUGCCAACGAGACUUUCUCUGGAACCAUCAUGAUAAACAACCAAAGCAUCAUAGUAACCAUAGAAAACGGGAUACUGACUCUAGCAGCACCUCCAGAGGGUUACACCCACAAAGAUGACGGAAUGGUCGGCUUGAAGGAACACCUUGGAAUGAAAGACAAUGAGGACAUAGUGCUUCUCAACUAUGACAGCGGGACCAAAUCCAUUGGGAAAAUAAGCAACGUGGCAGUUAUUCGGACUGGUCACCACGAAGAGCCUAGGCUUGGCAUGUCCGCAAGCGACUCCGAACUGGCUCUGGCUGACCACUGUUCAUUGUCAGAGUUUGGCGCCUCUCUGGACUCGUGCCCAGUCAUCAAGCAGGAGAGUGGGACACUGUGUGCCAUAAGCGAGGGUGACUUGGUGUCCCUGCGCCCAGAGGGUUCUUUCGUCGACUGUGUCGACAACGACGACUUCCAUCCUGUCAGCUUCAUCGGUGCUUCAGGACUCUCCAAGAAAGGUGCCUUAGUCACAACGUACCGCUGCCCCCAGCCUGGCUGCCUCAGCACCUUCGACGCGCGCCAAAAGGUCAAGAUGCACCUUCUCAACCACACUGAGGACCAGAGGCCCUUCAAAUGCACCUUUGAGGGUUGCAGCUGGGCCUUCACCACCUCCUACAAGCUCAAACGCCACCUCCAGUCUCACGACAAGGUGCGGCCACACAAGUGCGAGUGGGAGGGCUGCGGCCGCCGCUUCACCACGGUCUACAACCUGAAGGCGCACGUGAAGCAGCACGACCAAGAGAACUCCUUCGUGUGCGAAAUCUGCAGUGAGCGCUUCCGCAGUGCCACCCGGCUGACCAAUCACCAGCGGGCCCAUUUUGAACCCGAGAGGCCGCACAAGUGCGAGUUUCCAGGUUGUGAGAAGACCUUCAUCACCUACAGUGCCCUGUUCUCCCACAACCGCACACACUUCCGCGAGACGGGCCAGUUUACCUGCACCUAUCCAGGCUGUGACAAGCGCUAUGACAAGGCCUGCCGCCUCAAGAUCCACAUGCGCAGCCAUACAGGCGAGAGGCCAUUCAUCUGCGAUUCAGAGGCCUGUGGCUGGUCCUUCACCAGCAUGUCCAAGUUACUUAGGCACAAAAGGAAGCAUGAUGACGACAGGCGCUUCACCUGCCCAGAGGAGGGCUGUGGAAAGUCCUUCACCCGGGCAGAGCACCUCAAGGGCCACAGCAUCACCCACCUGGGCACCAAGCCCUUUGAGUGCCACGUAGACGGCUGCAGUGCCAAGUUCUCAGCACGGAGCAGCCUGUAUAUCCACUCGAAGAAGCACAAGCAAGACGCGGGCAGCCUGAGGACGUGUUGCCCCGUGGCCAACUGCAGCAAGCACUUUUCCUCCCGCAGUAGCCUCAAGAGCCACAUGCUCAAACACCACCACCUCAGCCCUGACGUGCUAAGCCAGCUGGAGGCCACACCCACGCUAACCCCCAGCAGCGAGCUGGUCAGCGGAGCCACUGCCACAGGAACUGGUUCGGGAGUCACCGGAAGCGACCAGCUUGCCAACCUGGACCUCAGCUCCCUGUUCUCUGCUGUGCUUGGGGGUCCUGCGCCCACCACCCACGGGGUCGGGGUGCCCGUGGGCAGCGCAGGGCCAGCAGGCUCCUUCGCCAUGGACUUGUCCCUGGUCAGCUCAGGCAUCCUCACCAUCGACCCAGCCUCUGUUGGCACCGCCCUGGGCACGUCCGGGCACGGUGCUACCAUGGCCAAAGCCAGCGUGGACCCGCUAAUACUGGCGGCAGGGGCGGACAUGGGCCACCUGGAGGGGACAGUUGGAGUACUCCCCCCGCAGGGCACACUCAACCUGGACGAUGUGCAGACAGUCACCCCCGAAGCCCUCAGCUCCCUUACGGCCCUCACCAUGCAGGCUGCCACAUCCACCGCAGACCACCAUACACUCACACACACCCUCAGUUCCUCUAGCACAUUGGCUGCCGAGCCCUCACCCCUGGCUGUGCCCCCUGGGCCCAAGCUCCUCUCAUCGCCCUCUAAGGUGACUGAGGCUGGAGGGAGCAGGGGUGGCAGCGGGCCUCUCUUGGGCUGUGUGGAGGUGCUGGGGCAGCAGGAGGGGGGCAAGGUGCUGACCCAGUUUGUGUUCCCUGGCAGUGGCUGCACGUUCAGCCCACAGAAAGAGCCUGAGCUCAGCCACAGCUCGGCAGUCUCGCCCUGCUCCUUCCUGGAAAGUAGUGGCUCAGCGCGGACUGACUACAGAGCUAUCCAGCUGGCCAAGAAGAGGAAACAGAGAGGCCCCACCGCCUGCUCAGGGAGCUCAGGAUUGGGUCAGAGGAAGAGUAAAGGAGGGAAGGCCAGCAGUGCCUCAGCGCCAUUGGUUCCCACAAGCGCCCGUUUUGGGGAAGGUUCUGCAACUGCCAAUGGGGGGCUGACUAUCCGUGACCCUGUCACCGGAGCCCAGUAUGUGCAGAUCCAACUCUUGCAGGACGACCCUCCCAGCGACGGGGAUCUCGCCUUCCAGCUGAGCUCCCAGCCCUCCAGCUCCCACUCCCAACUCACCGUGGACCUUCCCGUCAACAUCCUGCAGGAACCUCCUGCUUUGACCGAGGAUGACAAUGGCUCGGACAACUCCCAGUUCACAGGAAGCACCAUCAACCUGCAGGACCUGGAGUGAGUAGAAGGGAGGAGAUGGUCAGCCCAGAGCCAGGGAUCAAUGUCCUCUGAGAAAGAUGAGGGCUAGUGGGGCGCUAGAUAAAAUGGUGGAUAAUUGGGAGGCAGUGUUUUAACACAAGACUGCCAACUCAAUAGAGAAAACAACCUCACUCUCUCCAACAAUGUUAUGAGACUGAUGUUAAAACAACAUAUUCCCCUACAAGAAGAUGGUUUCUUAAUCUUUCCUGCAUUCAAUGUUUCUGAUUAUCUCUGGUGUGGGGAAAUGCGAGAUGAGAAAGUUCUGUAUAUCUGGGGUGUGGAUGAAGUGGAACCCAGAACCAAAUGCAUCUUGGGAUGAAUUGAAUCAUAACUAAGGGAAAGUUACAUUUGGGGACUUUAUUUCUCUCACUUUAUACUGUGUUUCAGAAAUCCUGUUUUGUACCACAAUCAUUAUUGCGAGAGACUGUUGUGUUAUUGCACAUCCAGUACAUCCCUCGUGUCUCUUGUCAAACUGACGUUUUGUCAGUCGCCGCUACGGUGCCAUAUUCUAGACACUCGUUCGCAGUGUGCUGUUGUCAGAGCUUCUGUCUAGGAGGCCUUAUAGACAUGACAUACUUUACUCCCAGAACCAUUGAGCAUAUGCUUUUUGUUAGACUUUUAUUUUGUUCUUACUAUUUUCUUUUGGGGGGGGGGGGGGUAGAUUUAUUUUUCUACUGCUGUGUCUUAUAUGAACUACGGUUGAGUGAGACUUGCGCGGUCCUUGUUGAAAACAUGUUGCCGGUCCACUUGUUUAUAAUGUCUAAUGCUUAUCAAUAUGUCAGGACUUCCAUCUACUUGUUAUUUAUUAUCUUUGGUUUACCAAAUGGCUGAAUCCAAACGCCAAGAGUUUGAAUAAAAGGAUCAAAGCACAAUUAUA
Oncorhynchus gorbuscha (pink salmon) is the source of this 4842-nucleotide messenger RNA. Its product is annotated as zinc finger protein ZXDC. Gene Ontology annotation, molecular function: transcription coregulator activity. Gene Ontology annotation, cellular component: nucleus. NCBI's taxonomy places the organism in Eukaryota, Metazoa, Chordata, Actinopteri, Salmoniformes, Salmonidae. The transcript has 10 exons. Bases 175 to 3948 code for a protein of 1257 amino acids. The record is from RefSeq and is a predicted model, not a curated record. Gene Ontology annotation, biological process: regulation of transcription by RNA polymerase II.